AUGACGAAUAUCACUCGAGGAUGUCAAUAAUUGGCACAAUAACUGCCAUUUUAUGAAACCUUUACUAACUCUAAUUUAAUAAGAUAAUUGUUUUGUUGUUACCCCUUUUAAGAAGAACCUAUAAGACUUUUGCUCAACAUUAUGAUGGAGAGAUUUUAAAAUCUAGAGUUCUUGAAUUGUUUACACAAGGGUCUGAGCGAACUAUCCCUAUUGCAAGAAUAAAAGACUAUGCUAAGUUGUAGAUCAGCUGGGAGAGGAAGAAAAAGAUUAUAAGCUGGAUAGGCAUACGCUAAAAAUGUAAUUGAAAGUUUGGUAAUUUCAAAACAAUUCGGAGUGACCUAUUUGAAACCAAUGUUUCAUUUAGCUUCAAAAUUGAAACAAUCCUUAGAGAGUAGAUGUGGUAUCUUUACAUCUUUCCUCUUCAACACUCGAGAUCAAUAAGUCAUAAAAUUGUUGGUUGAUAUCUUUCAAGAUUGUAAAAAUGAAAUCUUUGGUGCUUGUACUUGGGUCAAUAGAAUUGAGGAUCAAUUUGAACAAUAUUUCUAUUAAAAUUAAAUACUUAAAUCUUCCAGUUCAAUUCAAGUCGACCAAGAUGAACUGCUUGAUAAUAGUGAAGCUACAGAGUCUUCUAUAGAAAUUGAUCCAAAUGAAGAAAUACAAAAAUGGAUUUGUCGAGAUGGCAUACCACUUGCAAAUGAAUAAUUGGACUACUUUAGGAGCCCUGAAUGUUUAGAGCUAAUCUUCCAAUAUAUUUUCGAUCCUAGUCAUCUAUCCACUAUCCAUGAAUGGUCUCAUCACUACAGCGAUGUAAAGGUUAAGCAUAAUUAUAAAUCAAGAAAGCCUAAUCAAACUUAAGAUAUAGAUUAAUUGUGUCUUAUUCGCUCUCUUAAAACUUUAUAAUUGCUGAUGCACGAUAAUAACUAUACUGUUAUUAGUAAAAUAGUACCAUAAUUCAUAAUGAAAUUAUUUCAUGGAAUUUAUGAUGCUUUGAAUGACAAAGAUAAGAAUGUAGAUCUUAAUUAAAUUUCUCUACUAUUGGAUUUUCUAUUGUUGACAAAUCGCAGAUAAUCCAUACUCUUGAUUAUUGAAUUAAAUCUUAUGUUCUAAUUCGUAUCCUUAAUGUACAAUGAAAAUAUUGAGACAAUUGUGUAAAAAAUCAUAAUGGAUGAAUAUGAGAUGGGAAAUUAUGUGUUCGAAUAAUUUUGGUAAUAUUUGGAAUGCACUAAUUGGAUACAAUAUUUCCUAUUUUUAUCUUUGAAAAUUAAGGUCGACACUUUCAAAGCCAAUAAAAACAAUUAAAAUGAUAAGACAGUAAAUAUUACAGGUCUAUUAAAAUCAUAAAUAAACUUUGAUCGUUUUAACAACAAUACUGAAAUAGACCUUAAUGAAAAGAAGAUGCUCACCGAUUUCUUAGGUUAAAUGUAACCAGGUAAGAACUACGUAUAGUAAUAUGGGAUGAAUUAAUUAAAUUGGCAAUUAAAUUAAAACAUACGUGAAUAUAUAUUUGCUAGUGAAAUUGAGGGGAAGGAUAUAGAUAAUCUAAGAUUAUUCACAAGUGAAAGAUAAUAAUAUUAAUCAACAGUUCAAAUUUCAGCUAAAGAUAAGCAUUUUAUUAAAUAAAUAAUUAAAAAUGACACAUUGCUCAUUAGACCCAAUAGUAGAAGAAACAUUAAGCAAGCUCUGUAGUAAAAGAAUUUAACAAACCUCCAAAUUGUAUAAACUAUUAAUCAAUUACCAAGAUUAACAGUUGGAAAUCAAGAACUAUAAAAAUGGAUUCAACCUCAAAAGGCUACUAGUAUUAUUUGUAUCAAUCAAAAUUCAAGAAAAAGUCCAAGACUCUGUCCAGUUCGAACUGAAUAAAGUGUUGAUGUCUCCUCAUUUUAUGAAGGUUUCUCAAGUGGAAGAUUAAGAGGACUGUAUCCAAGUCCUAAAAUAUCUAUCUAAUCUAGCAGUUUCGAACGAAAAGCAAUUAAAUAUGCAUCUGAUAUCUCGUUGUUGCCAUCCUGUAUUUCGAUCUAGAAAUUACUGAUUCAAAGUGUAUUUCAAAAUAUGACUAAUUUGACUCAAACGGAUAAAAAGUAACAAUAGCGAAUAAAAAUAGAGUAAGAUUAUAUUUUACCAUAAUUUUUCAAUAAGGAAAUCUUGACUUAAAUAUUUAGAGUCUAUUUAUAUGACAUUAACAAUAUUGAUAAGUCUAUUGCAGAUAUUUCAUGUGAAUGCGGAUUAUUAGUAAAUGAAAUCUAUUUAAAUUGUAUCUAACAUUCUGAACUUCACUCUUUUAAAAGAAUUUUGAAAGAUUCUUUCUAUGAAAUUGGUGAUUAUAUUUGUAAAGUGAUCGUAAAAUUACAUGAUGAUUCCUCCUCGAAAUUUAAAAGAUAAUUAUUAAUUACUACUCUAUAAGAAGGUCUAAUGUUAUUUGGUGAGUAAUAGGACACUCCUAAAAAUGUGUUUAGUUUUAUGAAUGAAACGAUGCUGCAUUUACUUAUAGUUUGGUUUUUUGAUAGUGAUUAAUCCAAUUUGUACUAGUAGGCAUUUGUAAAGUAUUAUUCAAGAAGUUAUUUUAGAUUAUUUUCGGUAAUCUUUUCGAGAGGUCCUUCGUAUUUACUUGGUAAUAUACUAUUCAAACUUGGAUUAAUUAGCUCAUUAAAAAAUGCCUAUUUCAAUUUCUUUGUAAAUAGCAUUAAAUUUACAAAUGGAGUUGAAAGCUUGUUUUACUAUGUGAGCGUUCUGAUCUAUGCAAUAUAGAAAUCAUUAAACAUAAGAAAAAUAUCGUCAAUUUUAAGUAAUUUAGAACCUUUGAAUUCUUGGAAAUCUUUAAAAGAUAUAAAAAUUGAUAACAAUUCUCAAUUUGUUUAACAGAUCGAUUUAAUAAUUCUGGAAAAUGAUGGAAGAACUCCAAGAUAAAUAAUUAAAAAGAAAACAAUCGUAAUCCCAAAUAAAAAUAUGUUGCAAAGUAGAAAAUCUUAAAUAACCAUGCUUAGUAGUCAUAAAUUUUCGAUUUAAUAAACUGCAAAUGAUUUAGUAAAUUUAAUGAAAACUAAGGAUAAAUUGAUUCUUAAUUAGAAAAGAAGUAUACAUUUUUGA
This is a messenger RNA of Paramecium tetraurelia, 3084 nucleotides long. RefSeq lists its product as uncharacterized. The transcript has 8 exons. Lineage: Eukaryota; Ciliophora; Oligohymenophorea; Peniculida; Parameciidae. The record is from RefSeq and is a predicted model, not a curated record.